CUAGACCAGGAAGCGGGGGCGGGACUUCGGGGCUGUUGCCCGGGUUACUAGGAGGCGGAGUCGCUGGGAGCGCUGUGGCCCGGAUGUCCGGACGCUGCGGCCGGAUCCGCUGAUCCCGGACCUUCUCUGGAGAAACGUACUGGCGGCCGAUGGCUGUCGAUAUUCAACCAGCAUGCCUUGGACUUUACUGUGGGAAGACCCUAUUAUUUAAAAACAGCUCAACUGAAAUAUAUGGAGAAUGUGGGGUGUGCCCUAGAGGACAAAGAACAAAUGCACAGAAAUAUUGUCAGCCUUGCACAGAGACUCCAGAACUUUAUGAUUGGCUUUAUCUUGGAUUUAUGGCUAUGCUUCCUCUUGUUUUACAUUGGUUCUUCAUUGAAUGGUACUCAGGGAAAAAGAGUUCCAGUGCACUUUUCCAACACAUCACUGCGUUAUUUGAAUGCAGUAUGGCAGCUAUUAUCACCUUACUUGUGAGUGAUCCAGUCGGAGUUCUUUAUAUCCGUUCCUGUAGAGUAUUGAUGCUUUCUGACUGGUACACGAUGCUUUACAACCCAAGUCCGGAUUACGUUACAACAGUGCACUGUACUCAUGAAGCUGUCUAUCCACUAUACACCAUUGUAUUUAUCUAUUAUGCAUUCUGCCUGGUGUUAAUGAUGCUGCUCCGACCUCUGCUGGUGAAGAAGAUUGCAUGUGGGUUAGGGAAGUCGGAUCGAUUUAAAAGUAUUUAUGCUGCACUUUAUUUCUUCCCAAUUUUAACUGUGCUUCAGGCAGUUGGUGGAGGCCUUUUAUAUUAUGCCUUCCCGUAUAUUAUAUUAGUGUUAUCUUUGGUUACUCUGGCUGUGUACAUGUCGGCUUCUGAAAUAGAGAACUGCUAUGAUCUUCUGGUCAGAAAAAAAAGGCUUAUUGUUCUGUUCAGCCACUGGUUACUUCAUGCCUAUGGAAUAAUCUCCAUUUCCAGAGUGGAUAAACUUGAGCAAGAUUUGCCUCUUUUGGCUUUGGUACCUACACCAGCCCUUUUUUACUUGUUCACUGCAAAAUUUACCGAACCUUCUCGGAUACUCUCGGAAGGAGCCAAUGGACACUGAAUGAAAAAAUUUUAAAUGUCAAAAAACCUAAGAAGUGUUCUUAGUUAAAAAGUAUACAUGGGAACAAAAUUGUCAUUGUAUUUUCUAUUUGGGUUGUUUUGUUUUGUUUUGUUUUACUUAAUAGACUUUACAGUUAGACCUGUAGACUUGGGAAAGUACAAAAUACCAUAAUACCGUUACUUAGUAUAACAUUAUCUAUUUCAUUAGAAGGAAGCACUUGCCUCUCUCACAGUUCAGUUAUUCUCCAGAGCAAAAUCAUGUAUCUGUGUACCUAGCAAUGUGUUGUUCCCAUUUUAUUAAGAAAAACUUCAAGUAUAAUCUGAAAUCCUUAGCAGUGGCAUAACUGUGCAUGCCUGUUGUGUUUCAAUCUGUUUUCCACUUAUAAUGAAUUAUAAAGACAAACAUACUUGUCAGGUCUUUUAUCAAACAUGGAAAUAAAGCAUAUUGUUUUUUGUUAUCUAUUUAUUUUCACCAAUACAGUAUUUUGAUAUAUUACAAAAAUAAAGCAUAAUUUAUAUAGCAGAUUUUCUGUUUAUAGAUAGUUUGGUUGAAGACUUGUUCAGAUUAUUGUUCCUGUAGAAAAAAACAAUAAUAAAAAGUUUACAAAAAAUUUCAA
Messenger RNA from Microcebus murinus (gray mouse lemur), 1701 nucleotides. It is a transcript of the gene JKAMP, whose product is annotated as JNK1/MAPK8 associated membrane protein. Lineage: Eukaryota; Metazoa; Chordata; Mammalia; Primates; Cheirogaleidae. Gene Ontology annotation, molecular function: ubiquitin protein ligase binding. Gene Ontology annotation, biological process: ERAD pathway; response to unfolded protein. The record is from RefSeq and is a predicted model, not a curated record. Gene Ontology annotation, cellular component: membrane.